Malaya genurostris is the source of this 878-nucleotide messenger RNA. Its product is annotated as MD-2-related lipid-recognition protein-like. Gene Ontology annotation, biological process: intracellular cholesterol transport. The coding region runs from base 133 to 606 and encodes 157 amino acids. Gene Ontology annotation, molecular function: sterol binding. NCBI's taxonomy places the organism in Eukaryota, Metazoa, Arthropoda, Insecta, Diptera, Culicidae. The transcript has 3 exons. The record is from RefSeq and is a predicted model, not a curated record.
AUGGCAACAAAGCAACCAGAGAGUGAUAACGAAUGUGAGAUUUCGAAAGCUAUUUGAUGAAACGAUCUGCUAGUCUUUAAUUAGUCGUCAAACUUCUCAGAUUCAUUGAACUUAACAAACACGAAGUCAAUUAUGAAACAAUUAAUGAGAAUUGUGUUUUUAGUGAGCCUAAUGACAAUUGCACACGGGGAGGUUGUCAUAUUUAGGAAAUGCAACGAAAACGUGAAAUGUACGGUUCAUGAAGUUCGUAUCAAUCCGUGUCCGGAAGCAGCACACAACAAAGCGUGCGUUAUGUUGAAAGGUACAAACGCUACGAUUGCUUUCGACUAUACUCCCGACUUCAGUGCACAGCAGGUCACCGCGAAAGUCUUCUGGACGCAGACUGCAGUAGAUCUUCCAUUUGCUGGGAUGGACACAGAGGGCUGCAAAUAUACUAGUUGUCCAAUUGUUGAGGCUCACAGACAAACUUACUCCUACAAUCUACCAAUUCAACAAAAAUAUCCAAAACGCACAUUCGAUGUUAAAUGGCAAUUGAUGAACGAGGAUCAGGAGAUGUGUUGCUUUAUCAUUCAAAUUGCAAUAAAGUCCAAAAAGGAUCGAAACUAAUUAAUACAGGCGCUCACUUGUGCUUUUAAAUGAGAUGCUUGUCGAUACUAAUAAGAAUUUUCAAAAUAAGUGUCAGUGAAGUGUUUUAUGUACUUUUUAAUCGAAUAUUCCCAUGAAUCCAGUAAUGAGUAAUGAACCGUACUGUGUUUGUGACUUUUAUGUCGAAUUCCAUGCAAGUGACAUCACUGUAUUUUUAACUCUUUCUGUAUUCAUCGAGUCACAUGAAAUACUUUGCUUGAAAAUAAACUUUAAAUAGUCUUUUUUGAAAAAAA